AAAAGCUUUAAAUCUGGACGGGUAUAAUUAAUUCCUCAAACUUCUUCUCUGGAAGAACAAAAAAAGAUGAAACAAAGCCAACGAAGAAAAGCACAAUUUUGGCGAAACCCAGUGAGAGAGAGACAGAGAGAAAGGAGGGAAAUUCCAGCUUCCCUUUUCUCUCUCGUUCUUGCUCUUUUGAUCUGCGUGAAAAGAAAGAAUUUUUAUUUUCCCGACAGAGAAAAGUCCCAAUUUUUAAAAUUAGGACUUUUUGAUUUUCGAAAAUUUUGGUGUUAAUGGAAACAGAUAGUAUCGAUUCCGUGAUCGAUGACGAUGAGAUCCAUCAAAAACACCAAUUCUCAUCAACCAAGUCUCAGGGAGGAGCCACCGUGGUAAUCUCUCCGGCUACAAGCGUUUACGAGCUCCUUGAAUGCCCUGUCUGCACCAAUUCAAUGUACCCACCAAUCCAUCAGUGUCAUAAUGGACAUACUUUAUGUUCAACCUGUAAAUCAAGAGUGCAUAAUCGCUCUUGAGAAAGUAGCUGAGUCGCUUGAGUUACCGUGCAAGUAUUACAAUCUUGGAUGCCUUGGGAUUUUCCCUUAUUACAGUAAACUAAAGCAUGAGUCUCAAUGUAACUUUAGACCUUAUAGUUGUCCAUAUGCUGGCUCGGAGUGUGCUGCUGUAGGUGACAUUACUUUCCUUGUUGCUCAUUUAAGAGAUGAUCAUAAAGUCGAUAUGCAUACUGGAUGUACGUUUAAUCAUCGUUAUGUUAAAUCUAAUCCACGCGAAGUAGAGAACGCUACUUGGAUGCUAACGGUGUUUCAAUGUUUUGGUCAAUACUUUUGUCUUCAUUUUGAAGCGUUUCAGCUCGGUAUGGCUCCAGUUUACAUGGCGUUUCUGAGAUUCAUGGGCGAUGAAGAUGACGCACGAAACUAUACAUACAGUUUAGAAGUUGGAGGCAGUGGGAGAAAACAGACAUGGGAAGGGACACCAAGAAGUGUCAGAGAUAGUCACAGGAAAGUCAGAGACAGUCAUGACGGUCUUAUAAUCCAAAGAAACAUGGCACUCUUCUUUUCCGGUGGAGACAAGAAAGAACUGAAACUUAGAGUCACUGGAAGAAUCUGGAAAGAGCAACAGAAUCCAGAUUCUGGUGUUUGCAUAACCUCUAUGUGUAGUAGCUGAAUCAAAAUCAGCCAACCCUUCAAACCUAUCUUAAGGUGUUCGUUCGAUUUCUUCAAUUCGAUUUUGUUUCGGGUUUGUGUGUUGUUUUGGUCCAGAAUCCAGAUAGCUUCUUUACAUUCAAAAGUGUAUUUAGAGAAGUAAAAAGAGUUGUUCCAUUUGCCAGAAAUGUGCAGAAGGUCACAAAAGUUGCAAUAACUUCCAAAGAUUGAAUAUUUCCAUAAAUGUAUAUAUUCACAUGGUAAGAUCUGAGCAAAGAUCUAAUACAGUAACAUAUUCAAAUCAUAUCUUUAUUUCAUUC
Arabidopsis thaliana (thale cress) is the source of this 1459-nucleotide messenger RNA. Its product is annotated as TRAF-like superfamily protein. Gene Ontology annotation, cellular component: cytoplasm; nucleus. Gene Ontology annotation, molecular function: zinc ion binding; ubiquitin protein ligase activity. The record is from RefSeq and is marked reviewed. NCBI's taxonomy places the organism in Eukaryota, Viridiplantae, Streptophyta, Magnoliopsida, Brassicales, Brassicaceae. The transcript is spliced from 3 exons. The coding region runs from base 460 to 1161 and encodes 233 amino acids. Gene Ontology annotation, biological process: protein ubiquitination; ubiquitin-dependent protein catabolic process.